GCGGGUAUAAAGGCAAAUAUAGGCAGAAGGCCAAGAUUCAUUAUAAUUUAUAACAUGGAAGCUAAGCCUUCAACUUCCUCUUCUUGUUCUUGUUUUCAUUUUCUUCCUUCUCCUCCACAUCCUCCGGCGAGAGAAAAAUCAACAUGCUGCAACAAAGUGAUAGAGUUUGCCUGCAGUGCAUGCUUGUUAUGUGUUUGUUGCCCAAUAUCAGCCGUUUGGUGUUGUAUGAAGCAACCCUGCAAGAUUGGAAGGAUCUUGGUGCAGCAUGCAAGGCACAACGCUUGUUGUGGAUUGGGAAAGAGGAUUCACGCGGCAUACACUUCGUUCUCGGACAUUGAUUCUGAUGUCGAUAAAGGUAAAGGACAGCCACACUCCAAGAGUUUGGGUUCUGUCAAGAACAGGAUGACACAGAGAGAGCUGGAUGACUUCAAAUUUUAGAAAUUCUGUAGAUUUGAAUGUAGCAACUGUCUUUGUUGGUUAUGUUACAGAACUGCUACUCAUAUGCUAUGGCAAUUUAAUAACUUGG
This is a messenger RNA of Ilex paraguariensis (yerba mate), 526 nucleotides long. The record is from the annotation of a GenBank genome assembly. NCBI's taxonomy places the organism in Eukaryota, Viridiplantae, Streptophyta, Magnoliopsida, Aquifoliales, Aquifoliaceae.